Molecule: messenger RNA, 2665 nt
Organism: Sardina pilchardus (European sardine)
Lineage: Eukaryota; Metazoa; Chordata; Actinopteri; Clupeiformes; Clupeidae
Gene: mettl15
Product: methyltransferase 15, mitochondrial 12S rRNA N4-cytidine
Exons: 6
Coding region: 167-1465 (432 amino acids)
Biological process (GO): rRNA base methylation
Molecular function (GO): rRNA (cytosine-N4-)-methyltransferase activity
Source: RefSeq, a predicted model, not a curated record
AUGUCCUUUACUGUCCAGCAUUACCGUUCUGACAGCUGGAGAUAUGUAGGAAAAUACCCCUUUCUCUUUGCGAUAAAGAGUGAUUUGGAGUCUGAAAAUACGCAACGUGUCUUGAACAUUAUUCGUAAAAGUAGUGUUCCUCGUAGGAAUUCAGGUCAGGGUUCAGAUGUGUCUCCGUGGUAAUGGCCUGGUGUGCAGGCUGGCAGGCAGUUUGUGGGCAGAGGCCACACAGGCUCUAGGAUGUCCAGCACCGCCACAUCGGCUCUGCUGGAGGAAGUUGUGCUCGUUAGCGAGGCUGUGUUCUCCCCUGGGACUCCGAAGCACCGCUCCGAAGAGGACUGCCGCCACCUCGACCACCGGCACCAGCACCGGCUCCAACUCUGGCCAGCAGACUCUGCUGCACACCCCGGUUAUGGUUAAAGAAGUCCUCGAAAGCCUCGCUCUCCAGCCAGGGCAGGUUGUCGUGGAUAUGACCUUUGGUGCCGGAGGUCACACCAAGGCCAUCCUAAGGGCGAUGCCUGACGUGACUGUGAUUGCCCUCGACCGCGACCCUCUGGCCUACCGACUAGCUCAACAGCUGGCAGAGGAACACCCGGGUCGUGUGUAUCCGCUGCUGGGGCGCUUUAGUGAGCUGAGCUCCCUGCUGAGCGGUCUGGGCUUCGUCCCGGGGAGCGUUAGCGCCGCCCUGCUGGACGCCGGCUGCUCCUCCAUGCAGAUGGACAGCGCCCAGCGCGGCUUCGCCCUCAGCAAGGACGGGCCCCUGGACAUGAGGAUGGACGGAGAGCGGUUUCCCAGAAUGCCGAGCGCGGCUGACGUGCUGAAUGCCUUGGAUCAACAGGCGCUUGCGUCGCUCCUGCGAGCCUACGGAGAAGAGAGGCACGCCGGCAAGAUCGCCUCCGCCAUCGUGCAGGCACGCCGCAUCUACCCCAUCCAGCGCACCCAACAACUGGCCAGCAUAGUGGCAGGAGCGAUGCCGCCCUGUGCGCUGUACGCGCGGCGCGACCGGCUGCAGAGGCCGUCCCACGUGGCCACCAAGACCUUCCAGGCGCUGCGCGUCUUCGUCAACGACGAGCUCAACGAGCUGCACGCCGCGCUGCAGGCGGCGCAGUCGCACCUCCAGGCCUCCGGGGGCCGCCUGUGCGCGCUCACCUUCCACUCGCUGGAGGACCGGCUGGUCAAGCGCUUCCUGAGGGGGGAGGAUCUCGCCGCGCCGCCCAAGAUGUCCAGCCGGCAGCGGGUCAGACGGGCGCUUCGGGCCCGACGGGAAGAGGAGCGGGGUGAGGGGCAGGACGUGUACGAGGACGAAGAUGAGGAGGAGGAGGAGGAGGAGGAGGGGGAGGAUGGCGGCGGCGGUGGUGCGGGCUGGGUGAGUCUGAGGAGGAAGGUGCUGACGCCGUCCAAGGAGGAGCUGGAGGUCAACCCGCGAGGACGCUCCGCCAAGCUCCGUGCCGCCGUCAGGCGCUGAGCGACCUUUGACCUCACAGGCUGACUUUGUGACUCUGAGGGUCACACUCUGUGUGUGUGUGUGUGUGUGUGUGUGUGUGUGUGUGUGUGUGUGUGUGUGUGUGUGUGCGUGUGUUACAUGUCUCUACCCUAUCAGUCAGUCAUAACUGUUUCUCCUCAUGGCCAUGACAACGGACGGAGGUCAAGAGGUCAAGAGAACACUGAGUAGGUGUCCUGGGUUCACAACCUGUCAAUCAUCCAGGGCUUUGUUUGUAAAAGGCUUGUCCUCUUUGUACAGCCACCACCAUUAAAGCACACCUACAGUAUAGGUUAAGAACGCUGUGGUCCCUAUGCCCAAGUUCUUUUCAACCCGUCAGGCCACUUCCACUAUUUUGCGUUGUGACUAGGUAAAUGAAUGGCAGGCUGGAAUGUCUCCAAGACUCUGUGCCUUAGCUGCAGCUGAGGUCAUCAAUGGAUUGUUUCAUUAGAACAUGCGGCCCAGUACAUAAGAUCAUUUCUGGUAUUCAUUCAAUCACUUCCUGGUUGGUUGGUAGGAGAGCCAAUCCCACUGGUGACCAGCGGAGCCAAUCCCACCAGUGCAUAGUGUUGAGGUGUAUUGCCAAGACCCGCCUGCUGUGAGCCUGAGUAGGGGGAGUUGGAGAUCACACAUGCCUUUACGAUGUGUUUAUGCACUGAGCAUGUGUACCGUGUAAAAGAUGUUUGAUACACACAAUGACAGUUAAAUGACUGACAUGGAGUGAUGUUCUUAGAUUCCAUUUUGGCAAAUGUGGGCUAAAUUGGUGCUAGAUUUUUUUUUGGUGUUGUUUUUUUUUUGAAGAUUUUUUUUGAACAAACAGGGUCAUGCUAUUAUUCUAUGUUACCGCGGUAGCACAACGUCUCCCAUCGUUCUGUGCAUUAGAAUAACUGUAUGCGGAUGUUAAUUAAUGUGUGUGUGUUAUACUGUAGUCUUGAAUGAUUAGCAUGUUAUUCCACUCUCCGUGUACAACUCCUACUUUUCAGUUUCUUGUCUCUACUUUUCACCGAGCAUACGCAGCCACUGUACACUGUUUUUUUGUUUUGUUGUUAUUGUUGUUGUUGUUGUACUUUCAUUUGAUGAACAUAAAUGAUGAUGGCCCUGAGUUGUCAGUUUAAGAAUGGACCUGCCCAAAUGAUUUUUUUUUAUUCUAUUUUUGUUUUUGAAAUAAAGCGAGAUUCGGAUGAA